Messenger RNA from Rhodotorula graminis WP1, 2124 nucleotides. RefSeq lists its product as uncharacterized. The record is from RefSeq and is a predicted model, not a curated record. NCBI's taxonomy places the organism in Eukaryota, Fungi, Basidiomycota, Microbotryomycetes, Sporidiobolales, Sporidiobolaceae. The coding region runs from base 1 to 2124 and encodes 707 amino acids. The transcript has 10 exons.
AUGCGUCCUCAUCUCGUACACCUGCUCGCCGUCGCAACGCUCGUCGUCCUCGUCGACGCUCAGACCUGCGCAGACGGUACCUCCCUGUACACGCCGCCGGGCUCGGGCCCCGUGUGCUGCAUCACGCAAAGCGUCGUCACCGGCGCCAUCUGCGAGAACUUGGUCGUCUCGGGACAGCCUCGCACGGCCUGCUACUGGACUCGCCGGCCCGACGACAUCCGGUUCGCGUUCACGAUCCCGCAGGCCAUCCAGAACGUCGUCGGCGUGACGCUCAAGGGCACACACGGCGAGUUCCUCGACAACUUCUCGCCCGACUACAACCGCCAGCGUGGCUCGAUCGUCACGACGUCGGGCUUCUCUGCUGCCGCCGGCCGCAGCUGGAUCGUCCUGCCCGGGUCUUACUACGGCCGCACGGGCCCCGGCGGCGGUCUUCCAUCGGCAGGGACCGCGGGUACUCGUGGUGUCGACUGGGCUCGUGGAGGAGGCGCGAGCGCCCUGUUCGGCAGCUACACGCUGGUGGCGGCGGGCGGGGGCGGGCAAGGGCCCGCGUACGGUCUCGGCUCGGACGCCGACUCUGGCUACUACGCGAGCACUGCAGAAGGAGAGCCUGCUCGCCUCGGCGUCGGUGGAGGCGGCGCGGGCUUCUACGGCGGCCUGGCGGCGCCCUACCUCUACAACGCGGCUUACAGCUGCGGGAGCACGUUCUCGCCUCGCACGUGCUACUACCCAGUGUACGGCCCGAGCGCCGGCGGGCUGUCCGGCAGCUCGGGGUCCUUCCCGUCGGGCUGGACCCGUGGCGGCUGGAACGGCGACGGGUCGACCGCCGCUCGUCUCGUCACCUUCACGUUUGCCUGUGUCAGUCCCGAGCCGACGACGACCAUCCGGCUCCCGACCCCUGCCGCUACGGCGACCGCGACCAACGUGCUCACCGAGCUCACGACGACGACGGCCGAGCCUGGCACGCAGACCGCCACCGUCACGGUCGAGAGCGCCCGCCCGCCCGAGUUCGUCGACGAGACGUCGACGCCCGACCCGACCUUGACGACCCGCACCGACACGGCGACGACCUUCCCGCCCGAGAGCACGGCGUUCUCGACGUUCACGCCCGAGACGUCGACCUUCUUCGAGUCGCCGACCGUGACGACCACACCUGCUACGAGUACCAUCUUCGAGACGUUCACGCCGCCUACGUCGUUCUUCACCGAGACGGUCGAGGAGCUCGUCACGCCCGCAACCGCGGUCGAGACGGUCACGACGACGCCGGCGACCCGCAUCAUCCCGACGAUCGUCACCGAGCUGCGCACCGUCUCGAGCGGUACCUCGACGUCGGUCGUCUCGACCACGACGGGCAGCGCAAACUGCUUCCACUUCCGCAUGGUCUACCCUCCAGCAUGCUGCCCGACCGCCUACAUCAAGGGUCUCAAGCCAUGGACUGGCGCAGCAACCCUGCGUCGCCGCAACGUCGUCUGGGCUCGCGAUUUGACAACCAUCUUCACGCCGAGCGGUACGACGACCAUCACGACUGCAACGACGGCAACCUCGACGGCAGUCAACACCCCCGACCCUAUCCUCGUCACCGACACGGCGACAACGCCCGGCCCGAUCACGACCAUCACCCGCACCGAGACGCUCGAGCCCGCCACGGUCGUCAUCGACGAGACGGCGACGGUCGAGGGCGUGGCCUCGACGACGACCAUCACCCUGACCGACCCGGCGCCCUCGAUCACGGUCACCGAGACGCAGUACGUCGAGGCGGCGACGCCGCUCUUCACCGACGUCUCGACUGCCGACGCGCCGAGCUCGACCGCGACCGAGACGAGCUUGUCCACGCUCGAGACGCCCCGCUCGACCGUCAACGAGGAGGCGCCGACGCCCAUCUCGAUGUCGACCGACUUCUUCACCGAGUACAAGACCGUGCCUGCGACGACGACGACGAGUACGGCGUACUCUCGCUCGACGACGUGCGCCGUCAAGCCGCCUCUCACGCUCAAGUGCUCGAUCCCUGCUCUUCGCGGAGCCGAUCAGGUCGUCCAGGUCGCGCUCAUCAAGGCUCAAAAGUUCCUCUCGGGCAACCGCGCCGUCCAGAUCGACUGUGGCUCGGCGGGCGUGUGGAGCUACGUCUAG